Molecule: messenger RNA, 1981 nt
Organism: Lentinula edodes (shiitake mushroom)
Lineage: Eukaryota; Fungi; Basidiomycota; Agaricomycetes; Agaricales; Omphalotaceae
Exons: 9
Coding region: 155-1585 (476 amino acids)
Source: RefSeq, a predicted model, not a curated record
CCUUCAAUUGUCCUGAAUACUUGCUGCUCUUUCCUUAAGCAACAUACGAGUACGACUGUACGAGCGAUAUUUUACUCACACCGCCACCGACGCGACACGUGUGGAGCAAUAUAGGCGUUUUCCUGUCGAGAUAACCUUCUAUUCCUCCACCCUCAUGGCCUACACCCCCCUUGCCCUCAUUUACAGGGCCUUGGUCACUGUGGUCAUCUCCUGGUUGUUGCUGGUGGUACGGGCCGAUGGGUUCAUGCAACAGUCGUUCAGCUUUUCCUGGGAUAGCAAUUUAGCAGUCCCGGUACCCGUAACGACGCAGUGCGAUACGCUGAAUAUUCAGUGGUCACGAGGAACAAAUACUGGGCCUAACCCAGUUGCCCCUUAUUAUCUUCAAAUCUAUACAUCUGCCUUUGUCUAUCCUUUUAUAGUUGCCGCAGGAAGUAACCUGAAUUUUAACUUUGCGGUCCCCUUUGGUCCUGGUACUCUAUAUCAAAUAUGCAUGUUCGACAGCCAAGGCAAUACUGGUGGAUGUCAGGCGAUGUAUACAGUGAUCGCCAACACAUCGAGCUCCUCACUUAGUUGCUCAAAUUCUACUCUCUCAUUCCCGCUUGGUCCUCUCGAUGUCGAUGCCGAAGUUGCGAGUGGAGCUCUGAGUCAAUACGGCUGGAUUGAUCAAUGCACAGAUAUCACGGUUACUCCUAAAAACGGCACAGGUCCAUAUACCUUCACGGUCGCUCCUAGUCUUCACCCUCCCCUAAAUAUCACAUCAAAUUCCGCAUCAGCCAUGUCAUGGACAAUCGAUCUGACUUGGGCGUCUCCGUUUUUCAUUUCCGUUGCAGACUCUGCCGGCAAUUAUUGGUCAUACGGGCCAUUACAUUCUGGAGAAGGUAGCAGCUCGUGUUUAGCAAGUUCUAGCGGUGGUUCAAUCUCGGCUGGUACAAUUGCAGGUGCAUCAGUAGGAGCAUUGGUAGUGGGACUCCUUGUCGGCGCUUUGGGCGCUUUCUGUCUCUUCCGAAGGCGGCAAUCGGGGAAAACAUCGUAUGCGGGUCUCGACACUUCAUCGCCUUCUGGAUCUCCCAAUGUUACACCGUUCAAUACCGGGUAUCGCACUGCUCCUUUGGGUGGCCGGCUUCUGGAUUCAACAGCUCUCAAUCGCAGUCCUUCCGGUACAGAAUAUCAAGUCGAACCGUUUGUCCUGCCUGAGCAUAAUACCGGCCCACUAUCGCCUAGCAGUGAGGGACGACAAGACGACCCGAACUCUCAAUCUCGAUCUGUCUACGUCGUUCAUCACGACGGCGGGCGAGCGCCUGUUACAGUAUAUCAUGAAGAUGGUACCGAGGUUGUAGAGCUACCACCGAGGUAUAUUGAUGGAGGGAGCAAUACUGCCUCCAGGCGUAGUGAUGCCCGCAGUAGGAGCGAUACACGGAGUGAAGCGGGUCUCAGUAAUAGCGAUACCCAGUUGAGUACAGAAUUAGCAGCACAGGGAAGCUCGCGGCAGACGAGCGAUGGUCAGAUGCCAUCGUUCCUCCAAUCUCAACGGAACCCGCAAGCAACGCCUAAAAAGAAUGGGUUCCGUCUACAGCCACCCACAUAGGUCUUGAAAGUGAAGGACUUUUUUUUCUCUUUUAUCAAAUUGGUCCUGGGGGAUGUCUACAUUUAAAGCAUAUAUCUUUCACGAAUAGCAUAUUCUUUUCUACUACUGCACAGUGCAAUGUGCGACUAACACAUGGACUGCUCCCCGUAAGAGCUGUAGAGUUCAUCCGUUCAUUUGAAUCUGUAUUUUUCUUCCCCCUCUUCGAAUCUGACACUACUUAUAUCACAUACUACACCUUGGCAUAACAUUAAUCAUUUCAUAUAACCGUUUUCUAAGUUCUUAUCAUGCUUGUAAAGUGGCUGGGAACAUUGGGUGCACUUUACGUGCGGGAGGAUUUCGGCACAUUGCGUCAUCAGAUAUUAUCCAAGCGCCCGUAUAAAUGUCGACUUUGCUUCC